Molecule: messenger RNA, 1583 nt
Organism: Diospyros lotus (date-plum)
Lineage: Eukaryota; Viridiplantae; Streptophyta; Magnoliopsida; Ericales; Ebenaceae
Product: ethylene-responsive transcription factor ERF113-like
Exons: 2
Coding region: 317-1162 (281 amino acids)
Biological process (GO): regulation of DNA-templated transcription; ethylene-activated signaling pathway
Molecular function (GO): DNA-binding transcription factor activity; DNA binding
Source: RefSeq, a predicted model, not a curated record
UUCCAACGCAUAUAUAAAAAAAAAAAAAAAAAAGAAAAGAAAAAAGAGAAGAAAAGAAAGAAAGAAAGAAAGAAAGUGGAGAGAUAAUCAAGCUCAACUGCAAAACCAAUUAUAAAGCCCUUGUCUGUAACCCUACUUCUCCUCUCCUCUCCUCUCCUCCACAGACUUACAGAUCCUGAAACCUACCUAGGCUAAGUAUUUUAGGAAAACGAUCAACUUUGUGUGCUUGCUUCACCAAUAGGCCGAGCUAGCUAGCUAGCAGGAACCUUGAACAUCUCACAAGGUGGAUCCUUGGCAUGGAAAGAGGGCACUUCCCAUGGGGGAGGAGGAGGAGGAGGAAGAGGAGCAGGAGGAAGAAGAGCAGCCCGAUGUGUACUUGCCUGAACCCUACACCUCGGUUCUGGCCGAGAAAGACACGGCCACCAUGGUUUCGGGCCUCUCUCGCAUCAUCGGAACUAGUAGUACUCCUGUUCGUCAAGCACCGUCCACGGAGACACAAGCCCAACACCACCCAUCUCGCCUCGUCCAACAUCAAGGAAACCAGACGAGAAGACAUUAUAGGGGAGUAAGACAAAGGCCGUGGGGGAAAUGGGCUGCUGAAAUUCGCGAUCCCAACAAAGCAGCCCGCGUCUGGCUUGGAACCUUCGACACAGCCGAGGACGCAGCCAUCGCAUACGACGAAGCUGCUCUCCGGUUCAAAGGCACCAAAGCCAAGCUCAAUUUUCCCGAACGAGUAGCAGUCCAAGGCUUCCCCUCCAGCGACACUACCAAUCCCCGCGGCUAUUAUUUUGAUCAGUCGACUACUGUUCCUCCUCCAACUCCGCCUCUUCCUAAUUAUUACAUGCCUCCACAACCACAAGGAACUAUUUAUCCCAACCUUAUUCAGUACGCUCAGCUUCUCUCAAGCAACGAUGCCGAUUUCCCUUAUUUCACUUCGGCUCUCUACAAUCAACCCGCCUUCUCCUCCUCACAGUACUCGUCGUCUUCUUCAACUGCACCGUUUUCCUCGAAUCCUCCUGCUCCUCCUCCUCAUCAUCAUCAGCAGCAGCCGCAGCAUGAGUUUUUGGGUUUUUCGUCCAUGUCCGAAAGCUCCUCCUCCAGUGCUGAUCACAUUCUCAAGCACGGUCGGUACUCGGGUUCCGGUAACCCAGGUGACGAAUAAUUUUCUUCAUUUAAGUAAGGUUACAUAUCAGUCUAGACCUCAUGGUAGACUCAAACUGGAUCCAAAUUCCACUACCUAGACUCGGGGACGGGCGAUCAAUGCAUUAUUUUACUUAGUGUUGAGUGUGUUUUGAACUACGUUAUCAACGAAAUAUUUGGAGUGUGUGUGUGUGUGUGUGAAUUUAUGGAGUUGUAAUCUUGUGUUAAUUAGGCAUCAUCAUGCUGCAUGCAGCAGGAGGAGGAAGUAGAGCUUCUCAACCCCACUUCCGUCUGCCUGUCAUAUCUAUCUUUGUACUGCUUGAAUAUAUAUAUAUAUGUAUCCGGGUCCACCCGAAACUGUUUGUUCAAUUGGCUUUAUUUAUUUGUAUUAAAGUUUGCUUGCUUGCUUGCGGGGCAUCGGAAAGGAGAAAUAUAUAUAUGUG